Messenger RNA from Erythranthe guttata (spotted monkey flower), 2082 nucleotides. Lineage: Eukaryota; Viridiplantae; Streptophyta; Magnoliopsida; Lamiales; Phrymaceae. The record is from RefSeq and is a predicted model, not a curated record.
UAACUUUAUCUAAAGGGGUUGGCCGUAAUUUAAGAUGUAAGUACAUAGUUAAUCUAUCUUAAAUCAAUUUAAUGAGAUCAUAAGAAAUUAAACAAAUCGAAAAAAAAAAGAGAAAAAAAAACAAAGAAUGGGAAACAGAGAAGAAGUGGGAAAAUAGUAGAAAAUCACUUCCCAAGAAUCAAGACUAGACUUUAGGCAACAUCCCCAAGAAUAUCUGGAAACUCUCGAAAAAAGGGCUAAAAUUCGAAUAACCGUCCAAAAAAUUAAUUCUUGAAAAAUUAAUUGAAGCUUUUGAUCCUCGCAGCAUUCGACCAUGGCUGGGCCAUCAUGGUUGUUUGACCCGAAUAGAAUCGCCACUAAAAUAAGGAGCGCAUCUGGUUCACUCGAUGCAUCAAAAGUCAACUGGAAAAGCAACCCUUCGAAAAGCUGCCCAAAUUGCCAAUACGUUAUCGACAAUAGUGAUGUGGCUCAUGCAUGGCCUGGAUUACCUCGUGGCGUGAAAUUCGAUCCCACCGACCAAGAAAUUAUUUGGCAUUUAAUUGCGAAAGCCGGUGUCGAAAAUUUGACUCCCCACGCUUUCAUAGAUGAAUUCAUUCCAACUGUUCAUGAAAGUGAUGGCAUUUGUUACACACAUCCUCAAAACUUACCCGGUGUGAAGCAAGACGGAAGUGUAUCCCACUUUUUCCACAGAGCAAUCAAAGCUUACAACACAGGUACAAGAAAGCGUCGAAAGAUACACGGUGACGACUGUGGAGACGUACGCUGGCAUAAAACGGGUCGAACCAAACCCGUUUUAUUGGAUGGUGUGCAAAAGGGUUGUAAAAAGAUUAUGGUUUUGUAUAUAAGCCCCGUGAGAGGUGGCAAGGCUGAAAAGACUAACUGGGUCAUGCACCAGUAUCACUUGGGCACGGGUGAGGACGAAAUGGAGGGCGAAUACGUCAUUUCCAAAGUGUUCUAUCAGCAGCAACAACAACAAGUCAAAGUUAUUGAAAAGAGUGAAGAAGAAGAAGAAGAUAAUAUUUCUGAUAAUAAUAUUAUUGCCAAAGUGGACCCCGUCACCCCAAAGUCAGCCACUCCCGAGCCUCGUGCAGAAAGGAGGUUUUCGAAUUACGAAUCUGUGCAAGAUUCUAUAAUUCCAAAUGUAGAGCAUGAGAACGAGGGCCUUAUGGAAGACGAGUUAUUGGAAAUAAACGAGUCGCAGUAUUUUGCUGAGUUCGCAGCAGCUGUUGAAGGGCUGUCUCUUUGCGACGAGCUUCUCCAAAGCCAAUCUCCAAAUAGGGAUGAAACUGACGAAAGUGGCAAAGUUAAAGGACUGAAUUGCAAAACCCGUCUUUCUGACUACGCUCGUUUGGGACCGGAAGAUUUGAAGAGGGAUUUGGAGGAAUGCCAAAAUAUGGCUGUUUCUGAUCCAGCAGCAAACAUAGAAAUCGACGACACCCCUCCCGAUUUUCGAUUGAGUCAACUCGAUAUUCCUGAUUUUCGAUUGAGUCAACUCGACACUCCUCCUGAUUUUCGACUAAGCCAACUCGAGUUUGAGUCUCAAGAUAGCUACAUCGCUUGGGGUGGAGGAGGAAAGAAGAUUGGCUAGAGAUCCCGAAUUCUCCGGAAGCUUCUUUUUUUGCCGGAAGCUUUUAAUUGGUAUAUGAUUUUUCAUUCUGAUGAUCAAGAUAUUACUUGAAACAAAUACUUAAUUGGUGCUAGCGAUUAUUAUAUUUUUUGACGAAUUAAUUAGGCGCAUCAACCAAACUUGUUUUGAUGAAUUAGCCGUUCGUAAUAUAUUAUAUAUGCUUGUCAUCUUCUAUAAUCCCGUCGUUAUUUUUUAAAAAAAAAAAAUUCCGACACAAAAUAAAAUAUCUAGAAGCUACUAUAGUAGGAGCGUUCGAAUUUGGAACGAUGCAUGAAUUUGUCUGACUUUUACAGGUCAUUUAAGGGUUUGUGUGCCCCUCAAAUAUGCAAUAAAGUGCAUGAACCUGGAGAACUUGGAUCUUUUACAGGUCAAUAAGGUUGUUGUUUUUGUAACAUGCAAUAAUUAAUAUAUACAUACAUGCAUGCAUACAUACAUAUAUGUAUGUAGUAUAUGAA